This is a messenger RNA of Centruroides sculpturatus (bark scorpion), 793 nucleotides long. RefSeq names its product protein SON-like. Lineage: Eukaryota; Metazoa; Arthropoda; Arachnida; Scorpiones; Buthidae. The annotation marks the transcript as partial. The record is from RefSeq and is a predicted model, not a curated record. Gene Ontology annotation, molecular function: RNA binding. The transcript has 4 exons. Gene Ontology annotation, biological process: regulation of mRNA splicing, via spliceosome; regulation of cell cycle.
UAUUAUUUAAUAAUUCAUUUCUUACAGACAUCAUUCUUCAAGACAUCAUGAAAGAAAAAGUUCAAAAACAGUUAAAAGAUCAAGAUCUAGAUCUCCAUCACCAUCCAGAAAAAGGCCUUAUGAUGCUCGCGAAAAAAUAGAUAAAGCUCGUUUACUUCAAGUCGCUCAGAAAAAUGUUUUAAUGAUGUUAGAAAAGGGAACGUUACCAAAAGGAUUUAAUAUUGAUUCUAUUCGGCCAGAACAACGGGUGUCAUUGAAGACGGGAGGAAAAUCUGUUCAGGAAUUAACUGAUUUUUGCCGUGCUAUAUCACAGAGAGAUCAAGAGGACAAUUCUAGUAAUGGAAGUCAGGAUAAACAAAGUGAUAUUGACACUCCAUUUAUACAUCAUCCUUUUAAACUUAAAGAGCAUCAGCCAGUGAUAAAACUAAAUAUUAAGAAUGCUGUACAGUUACCAGUAAAAACGCCUGCCGAAAAAGUUGCAGAUGCCGCUCGUUUACGCACACAGUUUCCUGUUUCUAGCGGCAGUCAGCAUCGACUUAAAGAACUUCAGUGGGUUCCCGUUGAAGAAGAUUCUAAGUCAUCGACUAAAUCUUCUAAAUCUUCGCCUGCAAAUACUGUUUCUGUGAUUGAAUCUCAAACUGAAAUUGUUUCAACACCACCAGAACCAGAAGAACCACCUCCUCCCCCUCCUCCUCUACCACCACCAGCACCUGUAAUUAGUACUUUUGCUCCUGCUGUGCAAUCUACCUCAUUUUUUGAGUCAGUUUCACAAAAUACUAGCAUGCAUGAUAUG